AUGUGGUAUCUCGUACAGACUCCCGAGAAGCGCUCCGUCGUGAGCCGUGAUUUCGCUGCUAUCCGCGCCUCUUCCGAUGCUCGUAAGGCUGAGGAAGAAGCUCUGCGUCUGCAGAAUCAAGAAGACCAAGCCCAGGAAGCACGGAUGCAGAAAGAGCGCCAGGCUCAAGCGGAUAAGGUGCGUGAGGAGGAUAGGAAGGCUAGAGAGCUCAGAAUUGCCGAGAAAGCAAGGAAGAAGGCGAAAAACAAGAGCUCUAUUCCUGCUCCCACUGUCACUCCUUCAAAGCCCUCCGCCAGUAAGCUUCCUCAGAACGUUCCGGCUAUGUCAAGUGCUCCCUCAGUCGCUUCCCGCCCUGGCGGUGUUAAGUCUCGCGCUGGUGGAAAGCUUGCUCCUCUAUAUAAGCCUUCCCCCGAUCAGCAGAGCGUCCUGGCCUCUCCUCUCGCAGUAAGUCCUCAGGUUCCAGUGGGAUCUAAGCCCUCAGCGCCGUCGGAGAGUGAGUUAGAGAUAUUUGAGAGGCUUUCGAAGAAGUUCGGUGCUCAGUCAUCUUUUUCUGUGCUCCCCAGUACCCUUGCUGCCAACGAUGAGCGUUCGCCUGAAACUCCUGGGCUUUCCGCUCCUGUUGCCCCCGCUGAGGGUUCGCCUGAGUCUCCUAAGCUUUCCGCUUCUACUGCGCUGCGCAAAACAUGCCAGCAAUCUCACCAUGUGCAGAAUAGCUUCAUCAUAUGGUAA
This is a messenger RNA of Alternaria burnsii, 729 nucleotides long. RefSeq lists its product as uncharacterized. The transcript has a single exon. NCBI's taxonomy places the organism in Eukaryota, Fungi, Ascomycota, Dothideomycetes, Pleosporales, Pleosporaceae. The record is from RefSeq and is a predicted model, not a curated record. Bases 1 to 729 code for a protein of 242 amino acids.